AUGGGAAAUACAUCGCACUUGAUUGAUGUUUGCAUAAUAACUUUCUUAGUUUUCACAUAUUUGUUUUCAGUUGAAGGGCGUAGGCCUCAUGGGCGUAUGCUGGGUGCUUAUCGUGAGAUAAAAAACUUGAACGACAAGACAAUGAUGAAGUGUGCAAAAAUUGCAGUAUCCGAGCAUAACAAGAAGGCCGGAACAAAUUUUAUUCUUGUGAAAAUAGCUAUGGGACUGAAACAGUGUGUCGCUGGUUGGAAUUAUAUGCUAGUAAUUUCUACCAAAAAUGGGACUCGUGCCACUGGGAAUCAUGACUAUUAUCUUACCAUUUUGUUAGUUUCAACUAAAGAUGCUGAUCAUGCAGAUGCUAAUAUUGAAUACUACAUUGCUAUGCCACAUGAUCAAACACCCAUUCCUUUGCCAAAUAUUCCAAUAUCUGAAGCCAUUGCUCCUGUUCUUCCUAAUACCAGUUCAAAUCAACCAAUAUCUGAACCCUUACAAGUUCCACCAAUACCUUCUCCUCAAAUAUCUUCAAUUCCAUCCAUUAGACCUAUCAGAACCAAAACAAGACCACAUUGGCUUGAUGACUAUGUGACCUGUUCAUCUACCAUGCAUCUUCCAUCUGCCACCAUCACUCAAUCUGCUGAGGGACAUAUGCACACUCGACGUGAUUAUGGUAGCAAGUUUGAGAAAACAUCCAGACAGGAGAUCAUAAAGUUGAACGAUAAAGAUGUUGUCAGGUGUGCGAAAUUUGCCGUGGCUGAACAUAACAAAAAUGCUGGAAAAAAAUUGAUUCUCAUGAAGUUGGUUUUAGGAAUGAUGGAUCCCGUAAAAAACAGUGAUUAUAAGUUGUUAGUUUCGACUAAGAAUGGUGUUCCUGCUGAUGCUAAUGUCGAAUACUACAUUGCUAUCGUUAAUGUGAAACGUCAACCUAGAAAAGGGUCUCAUAUCAUAUCACUCCAACUAAUGUCAUUUGAAAAGAUAUAA
Molecule: messenger RNA, 978 nt
Organism: Striga asiatica
Lineage: Eukaryota; Viridiplantae; Streptophyta; Magnoliopsida; Lamiales; Orobanchaceae
Source: the annotation of a GenBank genome assembly